Kuraishia capsulata CBS 1993 is the source of this 2913-nucleotide messenger RNA. RefSeq lists its product as uncharacterized. The transcript has a single exon. The record is from RefSeq and is a predicted model, not a curated record. NCBI's taxonomy places the organism in Eukaryota, Fungi, Ascomycota, Pichiomycetes, Pichiales, Pichiaceae. Gene Ontology annotation, biological process: transmembrane transport. Bases 1 to 2913 code for a protein of 970 amino acids.
AUGUUGGGAGGCUCCACCAGACCUUCAGGGCUGGCGCCAUGGUGGUUUUCGAUAAUUUUUGCCGCGCUCUGGGCCAAUAUUGCAAAAGCGGCCUAUGUGGGCACCUAUCCAUGUCCUGGGGUAGACUCAAGCACCUUUGAGUUCUCCAACAUAGCGGUGGAGGUGGGUUACAACGAACACGACAAGUACAUCACCUACAAAUUGCACACAGUCGCGCUAGAAAACAUCACCGACGUGAAUGCCACCACCAACAUGUACACCACGCUUCAUGUGACGGUCGAGUAUAUUGACCACGUGAUUGUGGAUGAAUAUCUUAGACUUUGCGACUUUCUCAGUUAUGACAACGAGACGUUCGUGGAAACGCUCCCGCUGAACUCGCAGGAACCUUCGACUUUUACCGAACCAGAGUAUCCAGACGGUUCGAACUCGCCAACCACGACCUUAGAACCUAAUUCUGGUGCUACUGCUGAUACUGCUGAUGGCGUCGCCACAGCCACGACCACUGCCCCGGCGCAAAUGCUGGAAGGACUCCAGACGGGUUCCGCCUCCUCAACCGGCCUUGCGGAGCCCACAACAACUGCAGCUGCAGUUGCACGGCUGAGACGGAGAGACUCGGAUUCGAUCGGGAUCUGUCCAGUUUUGCAAGGAGAGCAUCUGAUGUUGACCUACUGGACCGAUGUGGGCGAGCCGCGCACUUUUGGCUCGUACAUUGCCAGAUUCUCGUUUAUAAGCGCGGAUCACGAGCACACGCUUCUGUCAUGUUCGAAGGUUUACGCCACUCCGAAACAGCCGGAUUCGCUUAUCCUGGGAGUAGCCAUCCUGGUGGUGACUACUGGAGUAUUGAUCUGGGUGGUCAACGUGAUCGUGAUGGUUUUCUCGCCCUACCAGGAGUCCAGCAAUGCCUUUUUGUUCCGCGCUUCAACAAUUUGCAAUGCGCCAAUCCUGACGCGUAUGUCGCCUUCCAUAGCCGACUAUCUAAGGUACAUUCACUAUGUGUUUUUCAUGGGGGCUCUGAAUCUGUCAUACCCGGGCUUCUAUCAGCCAAUAAUGUCCUCGUUUAGAUGGUCGACCCUCAUGGACGUGAAUAACGGGAUAGCCAUUCCCACUGAGGGUCACGUCUACUACGCCUAUACCGGAAACGGUUUGCGCGGUCUUAUGACUUCGAGCUCAGACACACUGGCCACCACAGAAUACCAGAAUUUCAUCAAGUGUCUUGGAAUCUUGAUGCUGAGCGUGAUAUUCGUCUCACAGAUCAAUGUUGGAAUCAAUCGUAUACGAAACAGGAAACACCGCAGUCCGACCACAGCAAAGGCUUUUUUCCUAAAUGACUUCUUCUAUGUUGUUGGAAUUGUCGUGAUCUUGUUUUUGGAGGUAUUUGCGAUUCCGUUUCUCGUGCUGACGUUCUAUCUUUUUUCAGCAAUAUCGUCCCCAGGUGUGCAAUUCGAUACGGUGGACCAAAAGACUCCAAAGGUGUGGUCCAUUGUGGUGAGCAUAAUACUGUUGGUUCUAUGGCUUGGUCUGGUGUUCUUCUUUGGAAUACGAUACAUCUUUUCAAAGAAAAAUCGCCGCAAGCUCUACUCGUCUCUCAAGAUCAUUCUGAUUUGGGGAGGCUUUUACCACAUGUACGAGACGGGUAAGGUCUUCUUCUUCCUUAUAGACACCUUGGAAACCUUCUUAUUUUCACUGCUCGUGGGAGCUGUCCAGAGGAAUGGUGGUGCUCAGAUCGUUUGCAUCGUAGUUCUGGAGCUUGUCUACUUGCUGGCACUGAUCAAAAUCAGUCCGUACUACUCUGGUGCAAAGAUGAACCCAUGGAAGUUCGUGAUCAGCUCCACCAAGACGCUGGUGGCUGUGCUGGCUCUUCCCUACAUUCCGUCUUUGAACGUGAACAUCAGGGCCAAGUCUAAUCUUGCUUACGCCCAGAUGGUGAUGCAUCUUGCCAUAUUCCUGUUCCUCUUUAUUCUGCCUACUUUCUACAAUUUGUACGCAGUCAGCAAAGAGUGGAUCAGGGCCAGAAACGGACUGGCAGUCUGGCCAUUGGAUGCCAAUGCGAGCAACCCGGUGAUGGUGCCGAUGUCUGGUGAUGAUAGAAGCUACAGAUACGACUCUUCUUCUGUCAUCGUUCCUGAAGUUGAUGGAAGCAAUUUGAUGUACUACAGAUCACGGCCCAAACGUGUGGAUUCGGUGUUGAGCUUGGGUUUGACGCCUCCUGGGUCUCCAGCUCCUAUCGACUUCCAUUUGGGUGAUUCCCCUGAGAUUAGACCAUCGCACACCCAGCGGGACUCAGAGGCUGCAUCGAUUGCUUCCGAAGUGCUGCAAUUGACUGACAAGCGUGUGCUGCCUGGAAUCAGUGUGAACCAUUCAUUCUUCCCACCUUCUCAUCCAAUCUACAGUAAGCAGCCCGUGGAUUAUACCACGCGUGAGGCCGAUGUCUUCUACAACUCUUACCGCAUACUGGAGCCCGAUCCGGAAGUCAAGAGGUUGUGGGAAUCUAGAGAAGAAAGACUUAAUGCGAAACCAGCUGUGGACAAGGAGCCUUAUGUACCGGCGAACGCAGACCAAGUCCCCAAAAAACAAAACCGCUCGAGAUGGUUGCCCAAGAUACAGUUUGGUGCACCACCUGCUCAGGAAGCUGUUCCUGACACAGAAAAGGGUUUCCACGUGAUGAGACCUCGCCAGCUGGUGGUGAAGGAAUCGCAUACUGAGAAAUAUUCUGCUAAGGACUCCCUUUCGCUUGUGAGAACAAGUCGCAGCUUCUCAAGCAAGGAGGACGUUAUUUCGGAAAAGACCCAACCAGGCAUUCACCUCCAAAGUUCCAAGUCUUCGACUGUGGAUUACGAACCUGCCGAGAACCGUAGCUCCGAGGAUGAAAGCGAAAGCUUUGUGAGCUUCGACAACGACGGCAAUGGGAAAUAA